Molecule: messenger RNA, 651 nt
Organism: Triticum turgidum subsp. durum (durum wheat)
Lineage: Eukaryota; Viridiplantae; Streptophyta; Magnoliopsida; Poales; Poaceae
Source: the annotation of a GenBank genome assembly
AUGAGGGCUUUUGCGACCGCAGCUUGGGUGGUGUUGCUGCUCGCGGCGGCGGCGCUCGUCUCUGUCUCCUCGGCAUCCGCUUCGAUCUCGGCCUCCGUGGACCCAUCAGGUUGCAAUGCCACCCAGCUGGCCACCGCUAUUGUCAAGAACUGUGUGGAAGAGUUUGAGCCAACCAAUGCCGCUGCCUGCUGUUCCUCGGUUCUGCCCACAGUGGACAUGGCCGGCUGCCUCUGCUUGGUGGUCGAUGAGCCUCAGCUGGCGCUAUCGGGCACCACCUCCCAGGCCGUGUUCAGUCUUUACCUGAAGUGUGGAGGUAAGAGACGUUCCCAGGACAAGCCGUACGAGGCAUGCGAUGAUUUCUUUGCGACGUCUCCGCCAUCCCUGCCAGCGCCCGCCAGUCCGGCGCCUCCUGCAUCACCAAGGGACAUGUACUACCCUCCAACUCCCGUCAAUGAGGAUUCAAGUUACAAGAUCGAGUUGUCCACAGAUGUUGGCGUUUGGGUGACCGUGAUAGUCUACCUGAUUGUCAUGGGCUUCGCAGUUUACGAGCGUCUGACUCGUGGAGGAAAUGACAACGAGGGUGGGCAAGAGGUGAACAAUGACCAGGAUCCAGAGGGGCAAGGAAACCCUCGGCCGGACGGAGCUGCUUGA